Messenger RNA from Calidris pugnax (ruff), 1443 nucleotides. It is a transcript of the gene FBXO16, whose product is annotated as F-box protein 16. Gene Ontology annotation, molecular function: protein binding. The record is from RefSeq and is a predicted model, not a curated record. The transcript has 9 exons. Bases 303 to 1316 code for a protein of 337 amino acids. NCBI's taxonomy places the organism in Eukaryota, Metazoa, Chordata, Aves, Charadriiformes, Scolopacidae.
GAAGCGGUUGCCAUAGCGACGGGAAGCGGCCUUGCGGGAGGAGUAGGCCGCGCCGCCCGCGGGCGGGGAGGAGGAGGAGGAAGAUCAGCCGAGCUUGGUGAAUUUCAUCCCGGGAUACGUGAAGAACAAGCUGGAGCAAUCUCUGGAAUGUUAUUUUGGGCAACCAAGGGAAACACGUGCUCUGAAGUGACACUGCACAGUCCUGACUUCACCAAAGAAUUCAUCCCGAAAACGCACGCCGCUGAGUUGUUGUAGCCACUAGAACUGAGAAGACACCCGAGGACCCACCACCUCCCCUGUUUAUGGCAUUCGCACCUCCUAGAAACAUGGAUGGCCUCAAGCUACAGACCAAGAUGAGCACAUGGACUCCACUGAACAAUCAACUCAUGAAUGACAAGGUAUUUGAAGAAAGAAGAGCCCUACUUGGAAAAUGGUUUGACAAGUGGACAGACGCUCAGAGGAGAAGGAUCCUCGUGGACCUGUUGGAACGCUGCUCCCUGUCACAGCAGAAAUUCUGUGCCAAGCAGCUCCAGGAUCGAGUCCCCACCGAGGCUCUGGAUUUUACCACAAGGCUCCCUAGAGUCCUGUCUUUAUACAUCUUUUCCUUCCUGGACCCACGGAGCCUCUGUCGAUGUGCACAGGUGAGCUGGUACUGGAAAUACCUGUCAGAACUGGAUCAGCUCUGGAUGCUGAAGUGCCUGCGUUUUGGCUGGUACAUCAACUUCUCUCCAACCCCCUUUGAGCAAGGAAUCUGGAAGAGACAUUACAUCGAGAUGGUGAAAGAGCUGCAUAUCACAAGACCAAAGACUCCCUCAAAGGAGGACUUUGUAGUUAUUGAUGUGCAACCGGUAGGAAGCGAUGACCCAGAGUCAAAACUUUUUGUGCUUGGAAGGAGGACAAACAAGAAGAAAAAGCAGCUCCUACCGUGGCGUUCACCAGACAAGCACCCGACGGACACCAUCCGCUUCAACUACCUCAACAACCACAACCCCAUCGAGCAGGCCAAGCAGGCGAGAAAGAAAGGAGGAGGAGAGACCCCAGACCUGAGCUGGCAGGCGGCUGAGAAGAGAAAGAGAGGGCGUCGUGGAUCUAAGAAGCUCCAGAAGGCAAAAUCACGGCUAUCCCUUUCUGCAGAUCUUGAGUCCGUUCCAAACCCACCAGUCCGUCCCAGCUGGGCCACUCACCAGUCCAUUGAGACCCUGCCCUCCAAAGCAGCAGCCAAGGCCCUGGCCCAGAGCUCCCAGUGGGACGCCGGGAGCCGACCAGCACCUGUCCAACCUCCAGUGCCAGAGCUGCAGCCCGACGGAACGCCUUGAUGUAAUUCCUACCAAUUAUCUUAUUAGAAUAAAAACAGAGGUACUUACAACGUACUUUACCAGCCUUCCUCAGGUCACAAAACAGUUCAGAAUCUGAAAUAGAGAAAAAAAUAUAUAUAUAAAGAGA